GUUCAGCUAUAAAGAACAAACCAAUGUACGACUAACAAAUAGUGCAAUAAUUGAACUUGAUUCUUCGAAUAGAAUAUGUUUCGGUACUGUUAUAUUGCUCCAUUUGUACCGAAACGAACUGACCGAGUAAUAAUCAUGUAUGUACUGACCACUCGCGGCUCUUCGGGAGUCAUCAGCUUAAUCAGUUGUAAUCCGACUCGACACGGGGGAAGAUGAUAUGAAGUAGCGAAGUCGAGCCGUUGUCGUGAAACGACUUUGUAAAUUAAUAUAAAUAACAACGUAAAAUUGAUUUAAUAGAAAAAUUAUUAUCGCAAAAAAUAUGCACACAAAUAAAUUUAUAUGUAAUUGUCACGUGUAAUGUUUGUGACUGUGUUAUUUACGGUCGCAAAUUGAGUGAAUUACAUGUGAAAGAAAUACAGGAGUGUAUUAAUUUGAAAAUGGAAAGAAACUCAAUCAAAGAAACUUCCCUGUGCAAUGGCAGUGUUAAUAAUAAAUUUCGUGAAGAUGAUUUAUCAAGUGACGCACUACAAGAAACAUUAUCAUCAAAUACUCUUGUGUUUUAUGUGAAUGGAAAAUUGGUAUCUGAUAAGAAUAUAGAGCCAGAAUGGACACUUUUAUGGUAUCUCCGCAACAAACUUGGAUUAACUGGCACAAAACUUGGCUGCGCAGAAGGAGGCUGUGGAGCCUGCACAGUUAUGGUUUCAAGAUUUGAUCGCGCCACUGGCAAAAUUAUUCACCUAGCUGUUAAUGCAUGCUUAACACCCGUGUGUGCUAUGCACGGUCUAGCUGUAACCACCGUUGAGGGAAUUGGUAGCACAAAAACCAGGUUGCAUCCAGUGCAGGAACGCAUUGCCAAGGCACACGGAUCACAAUGUGGAUUUUGCACACCCGGUAUAGUCAUGUCUAUGUACGCACUGUUACGUAGCAUACCAAAACCAACGAUGACGAAUUUAGAAAUUGCAUUUCAAGGUAAUCUGUGCAGAUGCACAGGAUACAGACCGAUUAUAGAGGGAUUCAAGACUUUUACAGAAGAGUGGGAACAAUCACAAUUAAUGGCUAAUGUGGGAAAAGAAGAAACGAGCGAUGGCAGAGCUUGCUCAAUGGGUAAUGCCUGCUGCAAGCUGAGAGCUUUCACAUCGGAGCCAACAGAGAUAUUCAACUCCAAAGAAUUCUGUCCAUAUGAUCCUACUCAGGAACCAAUAUUCCCACCAAAACUAAAGAUUGAAUCUAAACUAGAUGAGCAAUAUUUGGUGGUGAAAGGAAGAAAUGUCAGUUGGUACAGGCCAACGAAUUUCAAAACCCUGCUUUCCCUGAAAGAACGAUAUCCAAAUGCUAAAAUUAUUAUCGGCAACACAGAAAUUGGAGUUGAAGUAAAAUUUAAAAAUUUAGUAUAUCCAGUACUUAUACAACCAACACAGAUACGAGAAAUGCGUGAAAUUAUCGAGACACAAGAGGCAUUGAAAGUGGGUGCAAGUGUGACUUUGGCUGAUCUUGAGGAAGCAUUAAGACAUCAUGUUAAAAUAAAGCCUGAGCACAGCACAAAGAUCUUCACAGAAAUUAUAAACAUGCUGCAUUGGUUUGCUGGAAAGCAGAUAAGAAAUGUUGCUGCUGUAGGUGGCAAUAUAAUGACUGGCAGCCCGAUAUCAGAUCUAAACCCCAUUUUUAUGGCUGCGAAUAUUAAGUUAAAUUUAUGUAGCUCAAAGCACGGAAGUAGAACAAUACUAAUGGAUCACAACUUCUUUACUGGAUAUCGCCGUAACGUUGUCUUACCCGAAGAAGUAUUAGUUUCCAUUGAGAUUCCCUUCACAAAAGAGAAUCAAUAUUUUAUUGCCUACAAGCAAGCAAAGAGGCGGGACGAUGACAUCGCCAUAGUCAAUAUGGCCCUAAAUGUAUAUUUCACUCCUAAUACAAAUGUAAUUCAGAAAGCAUAUAUCGCGUUCGGUGGCAUGGCGCCUACCACUAUCUUAGCAAGACAGACAUGCCAGAAAAUAGUUGGAAGAAAAUGGACUGAAUCGAUCUUGGAAGAAGCUUACGAUUCUUUACUCGAAGAACUGCCAUUAGCGGGCAAUGCACCGGGUGGAAUGAUUAAAUAUCGCCGAUCUCUUACUCUCAGUUUAUUCUUUAAAGGAUUUGUGCAUAUUUAUAAAAAGUUAUCAACCUGCGUUUCGGAUAUAGAAUUCUUGCCAAACGAACUAAACAGCGUAUCAGACUGCUUCCAUUAUAAAGCGCCGAAAAGCUCGCAAUAUUAUCAAGUGAUACCCAAAGAUCAAGAAGCGCGUGAUCUAAUAGGACGUCCUAUCGUGCACGUGAGUGCGUUCAAGCAAGCAACAGGAGAAGCAGUGUAUUGCGACGAUAUGCCCAAAUUUAGAGAAGAAUUAUACUUGGCAUUAGUUUUGUCCACUAGAGCGCAUGCAAAAAUUUUGAGAAUUGAUCCUACCAAGGUACUGUCCAAGGAAGGAGUUGUAUCAUUUUUCUCUUCAAAAGAUAUAGCGGAAGACAGAAGAUGGGUGGGCCCUGUGUUUCACGAUGAAGAAGUUUUUGUAUCGGAAAAGGUUACCAGCCAAGGUCAAAUAAUUGGCGCCAUUGUUGCCACCGAUCAAAUUAUCGCUCAGGCUGCGGCAAAGAUGGUUGAAGUAGAAUACGAAAAUAUAGAACCUGUUAUCAUAUCUAUCGAGGACGCCAUCGAGCACAAAUCAUACUUCCCUGGUUUUCCUAGACGUAUCGUUAAAGGUGAUGUGGAAAAAGCUUUUGCAGAAGCGGAUCAUGUUUUACAAGGAGAAGCACGCAUAGGCGGGCAAGAACACUUUUAUUUGGAGACGAAUGCCACUAUUGCUAUACCUCGUGAAGAAAACGAGUUGGAAGUGUUUUGUUCCACGCAACAUCCUUCCGAGAUACAAAAGCUGAUCGCUCACGUUUUAAAUAUACACAUCAAUAGAGUUAAUGUUCGUGUAAAACGUAUAGGCGGUGGAUUCGGUGGGAAAGAAUCCCGCGCAGCAUUGCUUGCGAUACCAGUGGCAUUUGCGGCACACAAAUUGCAGAAACCAGUUCGUUGCAUGCUAGACAGAGAUGAAGACAUGAUGAUAAGUGGAACACGGCAUCCAUUUUUAUUCAAAUACGAAGUUGGAUUUAAUAAAGACGGUGUCAUUAAAGUGGCGAAAAUAUUUGUGUACAAUAAUGCAGGCUACUCUCAUGAUUUAUCAGUAUCGGUGUUGGAUCGCGCCAUGUUCCACGUUGAGAAUUCAUAUAAAAUUCCAGUGUUAGAAGUUAUCGGAUUUAUGUGUAAAACAAAUUUACCAUCAAACACAGCUUUUCGAGGGUUUGGUGGACCGCAAGGAAUGUUUGUGGCCGAAAAUAUCAUUCGGCACAUCGCUGAUUAUUUGAAGCUGGAUGUUGUCAAGCUGUCCGAAAUAAAUUUAUAUAAGGAAGGCGACUUAACGCACUACAACCAACAACUCGUCGAUUGUACUCUGGAUCGCUGCUGGCGCGAAUGUCUAGAAUCUUCCCACUAUAAUGAAAGACUAAUCGAGAUUCAGAGUUAUAACAGGCAAAAUCGAUUUAAAAAGAAAGGUAUCGCAGUUGUGCCUACAAAGUUCGGUAUAGCAUUCACUGCAUUGGUUUUAAAUCAAGCGGGCGCACUAGUGCACAUUUAUACCGACGGUUCAGUGCUAAUUAGUCACAGUGGCGUUGAGAUGGGACAAGGUCUACAUACAAAAAUGAUUCAAGUUGCUAGCAGAGUACUAAAGGUAAACCCGGACAAAAUACAUAUCGUCGAAACCGCAACCGAUAAAGUCCCUAAUACAUCUGCUACCGCAGCCAGCUGCGGAUCCGAUCUCAAUGGCAUGGCGAUUAUGCAAGCAUGCGAAGCACUUAUGAAACGAUUACAACCGAUAAUGGACAGCAAUCCGGAAUGUACUUGGGAAGAUUGGAUAAAGGCAGCAUAUUCUCAAAGAAUAAGCUUAUCCGCUACCGGCUUUUAUCAAACGCCCAACAUCGGAUAUUCUUUCGAAACUAAUACGGGAAACCCGUUCAAUUAUUUUACGUACGGCGUUGCUGUUACGGAGGUUGAAAUUGAUUGUCUUACUGGCGAUCACGAGGUUUUACGAACAGACAUCGUUAUGGAUUUGGGAGAGAGUUUAAAUCCAGCCAUCGACAUAGGGCAAGUCGAAGGUGCCUUCGUUCAAGGAUACGGUUUAUUCACAUUAGAGGAAAUAAUUUACUCACCAACGGGAACUUUAUUCAGUAGAGGGCCUGGCGCGUAUAAGUUGCCGGGUUUCACCGACAUACCUCAAGAAUUUAAUGUUUCACUGUUAAAAGGAGCUUCCAAUCCCAGAGCAGUAUAUUCUUCUAAGGCCGUCGGCGAACCACCACUAUUUUUAUCAUCAUCUACAUUUUUCGCUAUCAAGGAAGCAAUUAAAGCUGCACGUUUAGAAAUGAACAUUCAUGAUUAUUUUAGACUUGAUGCUCCUGCGUCUGCUGCACGUAUACGUGAUGCUUGCAUAGAUAAUUUGACACUAAAGAUUAAAGAGCCUAAUUUAAAGCAACAAUGGAAUAUGGUGCCGUAAUUCUUAAUAAGGUCACGUUAGUGUUCAUAUUUUUCAAGUAUUCAUAGUUUUUAUAUUAAAGAUGAAAAAAUCUAAAAUGUUUAUAUAUUAUUAUUAAAUGUUUAUAUACAAUUUAAAUAUCGGUAUAUAUGUUAAUAAAAUGUAAAAAUUUU
Linepithema humile (Argentine ant) is the source of this 4714-nucleotide messenger RNA. It is a transcript of the gene ry, whose product is annotated as xanthine dehydrogenase rosy. Gene Ontology annotation, molecular function: molybdopterin cofactor binding; xanthine dehydrogenase activity; 2 iron, 2 sulfur cluster binding. The record is from RefSeq and is a predicted model, not a curated record. Lineage: Eukaryota; Metazoa; Arthropoda; Insecta; Hymenoptera; Formicidae.